AUGCUAGGCAUUCCAUUCCUCGAUGAUGCGAUCACGAAAUGGUUUCGUCCGACGGCAUUCGACGAUCCCGUCGACCGUCUUAAUUAUUUUGUCACGGCAACCCUGCUGGCCUUCUUUGCCGUGAUGGUGUCGGCUAAGCAGUACGUCGGAGCCCCCAUUCAAUGCUGGAUGCCCAUGGAGUUCAAGGGUGGCUGGGAACAGUACGCAGAAGAUUACUGCUUCAUCCAGAACACCUUCUUCAUCCCUUUCCAUGAGGAGAUUCCUCAGGAUACUGAAGCUAGAGAAGAGGCCCAAAUCGGCUACUACCAAUGGGUGCCGAUCAUGCUUGCCCUUCAAGCCAUCAUGUUCUUCAUCCCCAGCUGGAUCUGGAAGACGAUGCACCAGCAGAGCGGCAUCGACAUGUCGAUGGCAGUCUCUGACGCCCAGAAGUUGCGAUCUCUCAGCCACGCCGAGCGCAAGCAGGAAACCGUCAAGCUGUGCGACUACCUGAUUGAUGCCCUCGAGUUCAAGCAGGCCUACAAGUCGCCCUUCCGAUUCAUGUGUUUCAACGUCGGUCAUGGUGGCGGCAAAUUCGUUGCGACGCUCUACCUCUUCGUCAAGUUCCUCUAUGUUCUGAACAUCUUCCUCCAGUUCUACUUGCUGAACACGUUCCUGGGAUCCGACUACCACUUCUGGGGUUUUCAGACGUUCAUGGAUCUGAUGAGCGGUCGCCAAUGGCUCGAGAGCGGUGUCUUCCCGCGUGUGACCCUCUGCGACUUCAAGGUCCGCCGAUUGGCCAACAUCCAUCGCUACACCGUCCAAUGCGUGUUGAUGAUCAACAUGUUCAACGAGAAGAUCUACCUCUUCUUGUGGUUCUGGUUCCUGUUCGUCAUGGUCUCGACCGUCAUCAACUUCUUCUACUGCUGCUUCCAGCUUCUCCCGGCCAGGUCAAGGGUCAACAACUGCAAGCGUUGGUUGAACGAGACGAAGGGCGACCACCCCGACCACUACAACCGAUCUCGUGUCAUUAGCAGCUUCGUGGAGCGUGGACUGAAGCCCGAUGGGGUCCUGCUGCUGCGUUUCGUGGAAGGACACGCCGGAGCCAUUGUGGCCAGGGAAUUGUCCCAGCAGCUGUUUACUGACUAUUUCCAGGAGCUCCAAUCCGUUCCCGGAAACUUUGGCGAGCAUUCGACAAAGACAACAUCGCCCGGCCUUGACGAUGGCAUCCGCGAGGAGCUGUACCCCACCGGAAAGCUCGGCCUCAACGAGCCCGACUUUGUCAAGCAGCCCAUGCUCCCA
Mesorhabditis spiculigera is the source of this 1278-nucleotide messenger RNA. Lineage: Eukaryota; Metazoa; Nematoda; Chromadorea; Rhabditida; Rhabditidae. The record is from the annotation of a GenBank genome assembly.